AUGGUUUCUGCUAUGACCAACAGGAAGACUUCAUUGAAAGGCCUGUUUCUAGCCACCAUGCUGCUGGCUAAUAUGUUCCUUUCAAGGAAGUGUGUAACAUCUUCACCCAUUUGCCCUAAUGGGUCCGACAAUUGCCAGGUUUCUCUUGGGGACCUUUUUGACCGGGCUGUUAAACUAUCCCAUUAUAUCCACUCUCUGUCUGCUGAAAUAUUCAACGAAUUUGAUGAACGCUAUGCUCAGGGCCGGGGUUUCAUUGCAAAGGCCGUUAACAGCUGCCAUACUUCUUCCCUAACCACUCCUGAAGAUAAAGAACAAGCUCAGCAGAUACAUCACGAGGACCUAUUAAAUCUAGUUUUGAGUGUACUCCGUUCCUGGAAUGACCCUCUAUUGCACUUGGUCUCUGAAGUUGAACGAAUCAAGGAAGCUCCUGAUACCAUUCUUUGGAAGGCCAUGGAGAUUGAGGAGCAAAAUAAACGACUUCUUGAGGGGAUGGAGAGAAUAGUGGGACGGGUUCGCCCAGAUGACUUAGGCAAUGAAGUCUAUUCUAGAUGGACUGGUCUCCCUUCCCUCCAAUUGGCUGACGAAAAUUCCCGCCUCUUCGCCUUCUACAAUCUGUUGCACUGUUUGCGUCGGGACUCCCACAAAAUUGAUAACUAUCUGAAACUCCUGAAGUGUCGCCUCAUUUAUGACAGCAACUGUUGA
This is a messenger RNA of Ahaetulla prasina, 702 nucleotides long. RefSeq names its product prolactin (gene PRL). Bases 1 to 702 code for a protein of 233 amino acids. Gene Ontology annotation, biological process: response to nutrient levels; positive regulation of cell population proliferation; positive regulation of receptor signaling pathway via JAK-STAT. The record is from RefSeq and is a predicted model, not a curated record. NCBI's taxonomy places the organism in Eukaryota, Metazoa, Chordata, Lepidosauria, Squamata, Colubridae. Gene Ontology annotation, cellular component: extracellular region. The transcript has 5 exons. Gene Ontology annotation, molecular function: hormone activity.